Messenger RNA from Colletotrichum orchidophilum, 5082 nucleotides. Its product is annotated as CNH domain-containing protein. Gene Ontology annotation, molecular function: guanyl-nucleotide exchange factor activity. Bases 1 to 5082 code for a protein of 1693 amino acids. Lineage: Eukaryota; Fungi; Ascomycota; Sordariomycetes; Glomerellales; Glomerellaceae. The record is from RefSeq and is a predicted model, not a curated record. The transcript has 3 exons.
AUGUCUUUCCGAGGCGACGGCCAGCGCCGUUAUGGCCAUCUUCCCCCGGUGCAAUACCCCACACCCGACCAGUCGCAAGAUCAGUCGGCUUACCUCGGGCGGCGGCCGAGUUUCAACAAUGGCGAUGAUGCCGCAAUGUUCGAUCAGAGCCGAGCGCAAGCUCGUGGUCAUCAGCAGUCCGCCUCGAGAGGUGAAGAUGAACUCUUCCUAACAAGCCCGACAACUUCAAGCCAUUCUGGAGGCCGGCACAGCUACAGCUCAACAAACAAUGCGCUCUCCGGUUACCAGCACCAGUACCAAGCUUCGUCGCCUCCGACGUCUUCGCAUUCAAGCUACAACCCCCAAGCCUUUGCGCGGACGCCGUCGACGGCGUCGGCAUCUCUCCCGUACCACCCCGGUCCCCCGAGUCGAUAUGGAUCCGCCGCUUCGCCGACAUCAUAUACAUCUCCAACGCAACCUAGCUACCAGCCGGCAGCCUACAACCCGGCUGCGUAUGCGACCACGACAGCUCCUCAGCGUCAACCGACAUACUCCGGCUACAAUAACUACAAUCAAAGCUACGGCUCCCCGACGGCUCCCCAGUCCUCCCAGGGGUUCGGCCACUCGCCCACCUCCUCGUACCAGGGCACCUUCCCAUCCGCGCCAUCCGCGACUUCACCGGCACCAACCUAUGAUUCGACUUUUUCGCAGUCUUAUGGCAACAACUAUAACUCCUAUGCGACAAAUGGUAACAGCUCAGCCGCGUCGUACGCUUCGGACAACUCACAGACACCUUACCCAAUCCAAUCGUCGAUGCCCGUCGGACCGAACUACGCCGAUUCCUCGUCCUUUUAUAACAGGUCUGCGCGAUCGGACUCGGCAGCAUCCCCGAUUUCGUCUCCGCAGAUUCAACAGCAGCACUCCCCCGGCUUGCAACGACAUCCCACCAACGCCCCUCUCCCGAGCCGGCCGAUGGAAGAGCCUACCUGGGACCCGAGCGCUAUCACUCCCACAGACGAGGACCAAGCUCAACUACAAGACUCUCUGCUCCAAGACAUCGAGGCUGAGUUGGGCGGUCGGCACCGCCCCAUGCCAAUCAACGGACAAUUCUCCGACGACGAACUUCAAGGACUACGGCGGUAUAAUUCUGACCUUGCUACCGCCGGCAUGGCACCGUCCUCGAACGCGCCGGCUGCUAACAGGACUCCAAUCCCGACGUUCGAUUACGACGAUGACGACGACGAUCCAGAGGGAACUGCGGGGGUGUUGGCCAUGCAGCAGGCGGAGCUGGACGACAAGAGAUUUAGCAGCGUUCCAUUUUCUUUCACCGAGCCAGUCGCCAUGAACCCUCUCCCACCACCACCUGAAGAACAGAGCGAUGAUACAGACUAUGGCGGGAUGGACUUGGGUGCGCUUGCUGGGGGCUACCCUGGGAAUCUGGCAUACGGCAGUGAAGUCGGCCCAACACCGGCCCAGGACGGAUCCCGGCCGCUCCCCAACCCCGACGACUACGAUGUUUCUCAUGAAGCCUACGAGAGGGCCCCUGCUUUCCGAGAUGCGGAAGUCGACUAUGGCGGCACGGGCGGUCUGCAGGCACCGUCUGCUCACCGGCUAAGCUUCGACGAUGGCGAUGAACACGUGUCGCUUCACUCAAAGCAGAGCGGCAGCGAGUCGCCGUACAAGGAGGACUAUCCUGAUCUCUACUAUCAUCCAGGACUUUCCAACAGGCCGCUUCCGGCGCUUCCCCCAGGUCCUGGUAGCGAUACAAGCUCUCUACUUUCUGUUCACCCGACAACUCGCAGCUACCAUUCCCACUCGCUCAGCACCGACUCGCGAACACUACAUGAUGGCGGCUCAGACUACCACGGCGGAGGCUCUACCGGCCUGAACUCACCAUUCCCGGAGCGAUCCAUUUCCCUGUCGAGCCACAGUCACACGCCCCAAGUACAAGCUCCGGUUCGGUCACGGACAGAUGCCGCAGAUGAGAGGAGAAAGAUGGCCCGCUAUCAGACUCAACAACAACAACUUGCGGCACAACAGGGCCUGCCAUACGAUGGCUAUGAGUCGGGUACGCCGUCAUCGAUGACAUAUGACAUGAUCACACUGCCUAGCGGUCGGAAGAGGAAGUUCGUGCCGUCCAAGCUUACUUCUAGCGAUAUCAGGAGAUGCUAUGAGCCUUGGGCUCUUAGCGGAAUCGCCGCAUGGAUUCGCGAAAUGGCUGAUGGCGAACCGGACUUGAAGCAAAAAACAGUCGAAGAGGCAUUGCUCAAACUGUUCACAGAAAAGGUCCCUACCAUCAAUGUUGCCGAUGCUGAGCUUCUCAGUACCCUCGUCUCACAGCUGAUGUUGGACGCUGGAGUUCUUGUCCCAGAGGAAGAAUGGGUCAAAUUCGGAAACGGUACAAUAUCCGGAGUCCUGCCGCAACUGACGGGGUAUGGCUGUUAUGCUCCCAAGUUGCAUGACGACGACUCUCAAUCCGGGCGCUGCUACUCACAUCACUGUAUGAGGACACUCAGAAAGGCCAACCUAGAUGAUGUGCUUCUUGAUGAGGUCAAGCCGGCGGAUUGGAAUGUUCACUAUAAGAUACAGGAAGCUGAACUCGCUGAAAAGCCGAAGAAGGAGAUUGAGCGUCAGCACGUUCUCCACGAGAUCGUCAACAGCGAAGAGUACUUCGUCAGUCAGCUCGAGGUUCUCCGUGUACUGUACCGAGAUCAUCUGCGGAACUCUCAGCCUCCCAUCAUUCCACCCAACAAGAUCGAUAAGUUCCUUCAAGUCGUGUUUGGAAAGGCUGAUGCCGUCCAGCUCGUCAACAAGGACAACCUUCUUGCACAGCUCAAGUAUCGCCAACAAGAGCAAGGCCCCUGGGUCUCGGGUUUCUCUGAUCUUUUCCGUGAAUGGAUCCGGAAAGCCAAAGACGUCUACAUUGACUAUGCAUCACAAUUCCCGUACGCAGAGUACAUGGUGCGCAAAGAGUCUGACCGAAAUCUGCUGUUCCGCAAUUUUCUGGAGCAGGUCAUGCGGCACAAGCGCUCUGAGCGCUUAGGAUGGCAACAUUUCCUCAAGACCCCCAUCACGCGCUUGCAGAGAUAUUCUCUGCUGCUCGAAACCGUUGAGAAGAAGACACUUCGAGACGACGAAGAGAAGGCCAACUUGGCAAGGGCAAUCGCCGAGAUUCGCAAUGUCACAAUGGAGUGUGACACGAAGGUGGCCGAGAUGCAAAAGAAGGUUGAAAUGAUGGAACUAAAUUCCAUGCUCGUUCUCAGACCCGGUUUCCACUCGGUCCUCAACCUUGACCACCUCGGCAGAGAACUUAUCAAGCAGGGCGAUUUGCAGAGAAUGGGUUCCAAGGGUGUGAGAUGGGUCGACACGCAUGCCUUGCUGUUUGAUCACUACUUCAUCCUUGCAAAGGUUGUGAGUCCGAAAGACGUCAGAGGCGAGAAGAAAUACGACGUGUCAAAAGAGCCUAUCCCUAUGCCUCUACUUUUCCUUGAUAGCAUGAACGAUGACCCCAUUUCGAAGCAAAAGGGCAUCACUGCUCCUCUGGCUCGCGCUGGCGGCGCAGGUUCGGACCCAAGGUUGAAUCGGAUCGCUGCUAACGGCACUGAGCGUCCUGGUCUGGAACAUGCCGCAACCAGCUCCUCGAUUGGGUCGACAUCAGCAGCCAGGCUUACGCCGACAUUGUCUAACGAUCCUGAGGGUAAGAUUCUCUACCCUUUCAAGAUCAAGCACUUGGGCCACGAAACAUACACACUGUACGCUACAUCAGCUCAAAGCCGCGCGGAAUGGGUUGAGAAGAUUAUUGAGGCCAAGACACGGCAUGCCAAGGCUUUAUUCUCUCAGAAUGCCGAGCCAUUCCGCCUACGUGUGCUGGCAGACAGUGCGUUCGUUUAUGAUGCAGCUUCAGCUGUCGGCAGGCAACCAGGCGUUCCCAUUCGCGGAACCCCUCUGGACCGAGCUGUCCGGGAGAUCGAGGAAGUUUACGGACCUGGCAGAGGGCCAGCCCCCGUGUGCAGAGCCCAGGUCAACUGUGCUUGCGGCUUCAACGCGUUUGGCAAGUCGAUCGUUGCCAUUGGAACAGACUAUGGCGUGUACAUCUCCGAUGCCACAAAUCCCCGCGGCUGGAUGAGGAGCGUACAAACAAACAGAGUGACACAAAUAGCUGUCCUGGAAGAGUUUUCUGUCUGUCUCAUCAUUGCGGACCGCUCUCUCAUCGCUUAUCCUCUCGAUGUCAUUGCGCCGGUAUCGAACUUCCCUGCCCCUGCUCACGACAACCCGAGGAGAGCGCCACAAAGAUUAGCAAAGGAUGUUGCUUUCUUUGCCACAGCGCGCAUGAAGGAACGCAUGUUGGUAUUCUUUAAGCGGAAGGAAGGCAUGCACAACACCUUCAAGGUACUCGAACCUGUCUUCCAGAAGGCGUCGGAAAAGAGACCUCGGAUAUUCGGCGGCCGCAAGGGUUUGGGAGGCAGCACCGACUCCUUCCGCGACUAUGACGAAUUCUACCUCCCUACAGAAUGCUACUCCCUCAACCUCUUCCAGAGCUAUAUCGCCGUAUCAACGGCAAAGGGUUUCGAGUUGCUCACCCUCGAUAAGAAGCAGACAAUGUCUAUACCCGACCUGAAACAGCCCGCUAUUGCGAACAUUGCAAGCAGGAUACGGGAUCAAAGACCUCUAGGCAUGUUCAAGUUGAACGAUCAAGAGUUCUUGCUGGCGUACGAGGACUGUGCCGUCUACGUCGACAAGCACGGCGAUGUGAGUCGCACUUUAAUUAUGGAGUACUCGGGCAAGCAGAAGAAAGCUACAAGCGCGACAAUGUAUGGCCAGUACCUCCUCCUUUUCAAUGGAGACUAUGUCGAGGUACGCAACGCCGAGAACGGUCGCCUCAGACAGAUCAUCGCCGGUCGCGACGUUAGAUGCCUUGACUUCGGCGUCAGAGGCCCCACUGGUGGCAAUGCCUCGGCCUCACAGAACAGUUGGCUCGGCGGGCAGACACCCGCAGGAGAUGAUUCCAAGGGAACGGUCAAGAUCUCCAUGAGCCACCCGGAACAACACGGCGUGCAGGUCGUUCUUGAGAUGCUUCUCAACGAUGGACAUAUGGAGAAAUAG